AUGGCCGCGAAUCAGGGAAAAGAGCCUCCGAAGGAGAAGGAGAAGGAGCCAAAGUACCACCUGUAUGUCCGGCUCCCAUUCAAUCGGGGGGAUUUUGUAGAUCCUCCACCAGUAAACUGGGAUGAAACCAAGUCGGAGGCCCUAUGGAAUAUCAUAUCUGGAGUUGCGAAGACGGAGAUUGAUUGGACUGAGCUGGCAUCAGAAUUCGGCGUCACGGUUGAGUUCCUUCUUCAGAUGGCCUCUUGUUUGACCGAACACCACACUUCCCAGCUCCGGGCUCAAAUGCGGAAGGCUACGGCGACUAAAGGUUCCAGCGCCGCGCCCUCUCCCAUACCCGGUUCGGAGCCAGCCGGCGCUGGGGCCGGACCCGGUACCGCCGAGGCGAUGAGGCGAACGGGAUCGGGGAGUGGUCGGGCUCCGUCAUCUCUCUCCGUUCGGAAGGAUUAUCUACUCUCUAAGAACGACGGAGGCAUGCUCGAAACACCGCUAAAGACUUCGCUUGCCUCACGCCCUAAAGCCUCACGGAACUCGUCUUCCAACACAACCGUGCUAGCCCAGAACCCGACCGGUGCCAAGAACAUCGCUCGGCCUGGAUCGCCGCGCUCACAGCGCCACCGACUCUCCUCUUUUCCAAUCCCGGCCCAGGCCGCUGCUACCGCGCCGGAGUCCAGCCCGGGUCUAGCCUCCCCCGAGCCUGCCCUCUCUAGCUCCUCUUCUUCGUCGUCAUCAUCGAGUCCGGUCGAAAGCAGGAUAAUGCGGCGGCCGCCUCGUUUCCAAGCACAGGACGGCCUUGGAUCGUUUGCAGACGAGGACGAGGCAGAGCCUGCCUUCCUUCCCUUCCAACCUCAGGCUUCGGGGGCUUCAAGCAGCGGCCACAACACCCAGGACCUCGGCGCGACCCUGCGGGGUGACCAACGAGAUUUUGCUCCGAGACUGGCAAAGGGCCGGGGUAAGGAGAAGGUUCACCAGUCGCAGACGUCAGACUCGUCGACCAGCUCGACUGCCAUGGUAUCGCGUCGGCCAACCGACGACCGUAAACCACCAGGACCACUCUCGCCGCGGCGGCCUGCUGAACUGUCAGGCCGCAGCACGGGUGCCAAGGGCAAAGGUUACUCGAGGGACGGAAGCGACGGCACCCCAAGUAUGGGUAGCAGUUUCAGCGACCUCGAUGAUGCAUCGGUCACUCAGUCGGCGCUAGAGGAAGCCCUGGCAAGUAAGAUGCAAGACGGAGGUACCAUCGGCAGCAAAAUGAGCACCAUAAGCCAGGCUAUUAGGAGUCGCUAUCUGCCAAAGUCUGAUAAACCUUAG
Messenger RNA from Phialemonium atrogriseum, 1308 nucleotides. RefSeq lists its product as uncharacterized. NCBI's taxonomy places the organism in Eukaryota, Fungi, Ascomycota, Sordariomycetes, Cephalothecales, Cephalothecaceae. The record is from RefSeq and is a predicted model, not a curated record. The coding region runs from base 1 to 1308 and encodes 435 amino acids. The transcript is spliced from 5 exons. Gene Ontology annotation, biological process: autophagosome assembly. Gene Ontology annotation, cellular component: phagophore assembly site.